Branchiostoma floridae (Florida lancelet) is the source of this 699-nucleotide messenger RNA. RefSeq lists its product as uncharacterized. Gene Ontology annotation, biological process: lipid metabolic process. The transcript is spliced from 7 exons. The record is from RefSeq and is a predicted model, not a curated record. NCBI's taxonomy places the organism in Eukaryota, Metazoa, Chordata, Leptocardii, Amphioxiformes, Branchiostomatidae. The coding region runs from base 58 to 699 and encodes 213 amino acids.
GAAGAAUACUGCCACGUCAAAACCACGCCCGACCUUCCCAUCCGCAAGGCAGUCAGGAUGUCCAUGUCUAUUCCAGGACUGUUCCAGCCUGUGUUGACUGACUACCAUGGGGAUAAAGACUUCUACGUUGACGGGGGUGUAGUCUGUAACUACCCACUACACUGUUUUGAUGGUUGGUGGCUCUCCAUGAAGGAGGAAGAUUCCUUCUUUAACCGGCUGGUAGAUCUGACCAACCUCAGUAAGGCCCUGCACAGGUCGGAGCGCUUCGAGCCUCUCAACCCGAAAACGAUCGGACUCAUGCUGUAUUCCGAUGACGAUGUUGAGAUAUUCCAGCAAGACUUCUGUGAUCGUCUGACGCAGGAGGAGAGGGAGUAUGAGAGGAACAGGCCUGAUACUGAGGCCGCAAGGGCAUACUCGGACAAGCGGAAGAUGGAAACUGUCGAUGCGAUGGAGAACAGGAAGAAGAUGCGCGCCCUUAUCGACAAAUUUUUGACAUCUCUGAAGAUUCAAAACACAGACCACAACGCAAGCAUCAGCAGGGAUGAACUGCACAGAGCUUUUAAGGAGGCAGAGAUCACGUCGCUAACGGAUGGCGAAAAGAAGAAGCUGUUUGGCAAGGGACAUUACGUCGACCAACUUUUUGAUCAAAUGGAUGCGGAUAAGGAUGGACAGACAGUUGUAAAUGACAUAUCUCUCUAA